Messenger RNA from Hyla sarda, 2489 nucleotides. It is a transcript of the gene MCOLN3, whose product is annotated as mucolipin TRP cation channel 3. Gene Ontology annotation, cellular component: plasma membrane; lysosomal membrane. The transcript is spliced from 14 exons. Lineage: Eukaryota; Metazoa; Chordata; Amphibia; Anura; Hylidae. Bases 159 to 1820 code for a protein of 553 amino acids. The record is from RefSeq and is a predicted model, not a curated record. Gene Ontology annotation, molecular function: NAADP-sensitive calcium-release channel activity.
AGCCAGUGAUUUGAAUUUGUAGCCACGCCCCCGUGUCUCCAUGGUUUCGGAUCACGUGAUGGAGAAUUUUGACAGCGAGAUGCGGAGAGGGAACCGGAGGACAUCAGCCGCGGCAGCAGGACGGGUCCGGUGUCACUGAUCCAGAGGAUCGGGCAGCAAUGGAGAACCCAGACGUAACAGUGAAGCCGUCCCCUUCCCUGGAUGAACAUGAAGGCCCGUACUUGAGCAAAACCUGCUCCAUAACAGAGGAGCUCCUCCUGGAAGACAUGCUGAAGAGGAAACUGAAAUUCUUCUUUAUGAAUCCCUGUGAAAAAUUUAGAGCUCGUGGUCGCAAGCCGUGGAAACUUUGUAUUCAGAUCCUAAAAAUAGCAUUGGUGACAAUUCAGCUGGUGUUAUUUGGGCUCAGUAAUGAGAUGGUCGUCAGCUUCAAGGAGGAGAACACUUUGGCCUUCAAGCAUUUGUUUCUAAAGGACUACAAGGACGCCAAAGAUGAUACCUAUGCCGUCUAUCGCCAGGAGGACGUCUAUGAUCACAUCACCUUUACCAUACAGCGGUACUUGGAGCUCAGAAAUAUAUCGGUCGGGAACCAUGCCUACGAGAGGAUGGCAGGAGGGCAGCGCGGGAUGACUGUCUGCAAGUACUUCUAUAAACAGGGGAGCAUCUUUCCUGGAAAUGAAACAUUUGAUAUUGACCCCAAGAUUGAGACAGAAUGCUUCACCGUGGAACCAAUGACACCUAUAAGUGAUCUCUCCCUGGAUGACAAGUCCUGGAACAUGACGCUAGAUUUCUAUCGGCUCAUCUCAGUGGAGAUCAUGUUCAAGCUGAAAGCGAUCAAUCUACAGACCAUACGUCACCAUGAACUCCCUGACUGCUAUGACUUUACAGUGACAAUCACAUUCGACAAUAAAGCGCACAGUGGGCGCAUUAAAAUAAGUUUAGACAAUGAUGUUGGCAUCCAGGAAUGCAGAGACUGGCACGUGUCUGGGUCCAUACAGAAGAAUACCCAUUACAUGAUGAUAUUUGAUGCAGUUAUAAUCCUCACCUGUAUAUCUUCCAUAAGUCUCUGUAUACGAUCUGUGGUUCGAGGCAUUCACCUCCAGAGGGAAUAUGUAACCUAUGUCCAACAACGAUUCUCAAAGACUGUGCCCUGGUCAGAAAAGAUGGAGUUUGUCAACGGCUGGUACAUCUUAAUCAUCGUGAGCGAUAUCCUGUCCAUCGUAGGUUCCAUUCUGAAAAUGGAGAUCCAGGCAAAGAGUCUGACUAGUUAUGAUGUGUGCAGUAUUCUCCUGGGAACAGCUACCAUGUUGGUCUGGCUUGGCGUCAUCCGCUAUUUAGGAUUUUUCCGGAAAUACAAUAUCCUUAUCCUGACUCUGAGGGCGGCGCUUCCUAAUGUCAUUCGCUUCUGUUGCUGCGCCGCCAUGAUCUAUCUGGGCUACUGCUUCUGUGGUUGGAUUGUCCUGGGACCGUAUCACAUCAAGUUCAGGUCCCUGAACGUGGUGUCCGAAUGUCUGUUCUCCCUCAUAAACGGAGACGAUAUGUUCACGACGUUUUCCAUCAUGCAACAGAAAAGUUACUUGGUCUGGUUGUUCAGCCGGGUUUAUCUCUACUCCUUCAUCAGUCUGUUCAUUUACAUGGUCCUGAGUCUGUUUAUUGCCCUCAUCACUGACACCUAUGAUACAAUAAAGAAUUACCAAAAAGAUGGUUUUCCAGAGUCUGAGCUUCACACUUUUGUAUCAGAGUGUAAGGAUUUACCCACUUCUGGGCGUUACAGAGAAGUGGAGGACAUGUCCUCGUCGCUGCUGUGUUGCUGUAAACGGUAGAAGUAAUUCAGAAGAUUGUGGUGUCUCCGAAUGUGGAAUAUCUCUGGAUACAAACGUGGAAACAUUUUUAACCCUAAAGUGCUGCUACUUUCUGUUGAAAUACUUCUGGAAGCUCUCAGAACUUGCUUUAUGUGACAUGAAGUAGUUUCAGGGACUUUUCUGUACUUUCUGUCAGCCAUCUUAUUGAAAAACACUACAGCUGGACUCUCCUAAACCUGAAACGGCUGAUAACAUGGGACAAUGGAUUGUAACAAACUGCACAACAAAUGUACAUAGGCCGACAUUUAUCAUUGUAGGUGUAAGUGAAGCAUUUAUCAUUGUAGGUGUAAGUGAAGCAUUUAUCAUUGUAGGUGUAAGUGAAGCAUUUAUCAUUGUAGGUGCAAGUGAAGCAUUUUUCUACACCUUUUUUUUGUGUGCUGAUAAUGUGUAGGAGCAACAAAUUUAUUAAAGGGGUACUCUGGUGGAAAACUUUAGGUAAUAGGUGCCCAAGGCUCAGUGAUGUGUGUGGGGAGCAGAAGCUAGUCUGGCAAGCCCGAUCCUGAAGAAGAGUCACUGUAGCACAGGUUGAUGACAAAAUUAAAGGGGUACUCUUUACUUUUUAUUUUAUUUUUUUAAUCAACUGGUGCCAGAAAGUUAAACAGAUUUGUAAAUGACUUCUAUUAAAAAAUC